Messenger RNA from Fukomys damarensis (Damara mole-rat), 231 nucleotides. RefSeq names its product histamine receptor H4 (gene Hrh4). The coding region runs from base 1 to 231 and encodes 76 amino acids. Lineage: Eukaryota; Metazoa; Chordata; Mammalia; Rodentia; Bathyergidae. The transcript has a single exon. The record is from RefSeq and is a predicted model, not a curated record. Gene Ontology annotation, biological process: inflammatory response; G protein-coupled receptor signaling pathway, coupled to cyclic nucleotide second messenger; chemical synaptic transmission. Gene Ontology annotation, cellular component: membrane; synapse; dendrite. Gene Ontology annotation, molecular function: G protein-coupled acetylcholine receptor activity; G protein-coupled serotonin receptor activity.
AUGUCAGCAGAUAAUAGUACAGUGACCUUAACACAAGGUACUAAAAUUGUUUUGACAUUUUUAAUGUCCUUACUAGCUGUUGCUAUAAUAUUAGGGAAUGCUGUGGUCAUUUUAGCUUUUAUUGUGGACAAAAAUCUUAGACAUCGAAGUAAUUAUUUCUUUCUUAACUUGGCCAUUUCAGACUUCUUUGUGGGUAAGUUAUAUGUCUUUAUUUUAAAUAAUCUUUUGUAA